AUGUUCGUGGAGGGAGAGCGCAGAGGUCUCCUCGGUCCCCAGGAAAUGUCCAACGGGCAGCUGCUGGGGCCCUUUAAGGGGCAGCCCCGCCCCCUGGCGCCCCGCCCAGCCCCCGUCGGGCCAGCGGCGGGGUGGAGAUGUGGCCGCGACAGCCCCGGGGUCCUCCGGGUUGUGCCGGGCCUCACGUCUGCAACCCAGCCCGCCGCUCGGAGAAGACGAAGGCCCCGCCGGCGCGGUCCGGGGACCACGUCCCUGCGGGUGGCUCCCGGGGAAUGCCCGAGGGGGCGGCUGCUGAGCCACCGCAUUCCGGGGAUACCUCUCCGCCCGGGUGGCCGGCGCGCUCCUGGCGCGCGGCGCCACCGCCCCGCCCCGCCCCGCUGGACGGGUCCGGCCGCGUUGCCGCCCGAGUCUGACAGUCGCCCCCUCGAGACUCGAGCCCUGAAACGCCCAGCCGCUCCCUGCAGCCCGGAAGCCACAGCGCCCAGCACCCUGCCGGGCCCGAAGGUGGCGCCAAUAAAGUGAACCACGAAGGGAAA
This is a messenger RNA of Cavia porcellus (domestic guinea pig), 536 nucleotides long. RefSeq names its product basic salivary proline-rich protein 3-like. Bases 1 to 522 code for a protein of 173 amino acids. The transcript is spliced from 2 exons. NCBI's taxonomy places the organism in Eukaryota, Metazoa, Chordata, Mammalia, Rodentia, Caviidae. The record is from RefSeq and is a predicted model, not a curated record.